Messenger RNA from Pseudocercospora fijiensis CIRAD86, 849 nucleotides. RefSeq lists its product as uncharacterized. The record is from RefSeq and is a predicted model, not a curated record. The transcript has 7 exons. Lineage: Eukaryota; Fungi; Ascomycota; Dothideomycetes; Mycosphaerellales; Mycosphaerellaceae. The coding region runs from base 1 to 849 and encodes 282 amino acids.
AUGUUGACAUUUCUUUCCACGGAAGCAACCGAGCCUCAAGUCGCUACGGAGUCAGCCGCUGCUUGUGAAGACCACAAAAAGGUCACAAGAUCUGUUCGCAGCUACUGUGGACGAGACGAGCCUGGGACCUUGCAGCUGCUCGUCUGCUAUGAUACUGUGACCAGCAACCUUCCUCGCUCCAGUAAGACGCCAUUGAGAAGGUGCCAGCCCCUCGAUCUGACGCCAAUUGGACGACACACUGCGAAACGGAAGCGAGUGUUGAGGAGGCACUGCAAUUUGCCCGAGUCGCCAUCUCCAUCAAUGUCUUGUCCGAAACUCGAACAUUUCAGCCACCACCUCGGACCCCCGGGCUCGAAUGAUAGAAGAUUGGAUCUAGAGUCGAGGAUGAAGAAGACAAUCGGGCAAAGUAGCAGCGACAAAUGGGUAUCUCCCAACAAAUUCGCAGGAUUCAUCCAGACCUCCAGAAAAGAUUCUCCAAAGUCAGAACGGAAGCCAUACGGCGCCACAAUGCUCAUCCCAACGCGAAUCCUCACGCCGAGAAGCAGCACCGAUGUAGCACCAGACCAUCAUUCCACAAUCAUCUCCGCAAACAACAUGGCGAUGGACACCGCGCCAAACAAUCGAGUCGUAGGCAUCGUGGCCGCGGGCAUCGUGGUCUUCCUCCUCAUCGCCGCCUUGGUCGGAUGGUACAUCUACUUUCAGCGCAGACAACACCGAGCCGUUCGAGAAUCCCUGGUCGAGCUCAGAGCGCCAGUUUGGAGCCCGCGACCAGACAGCUCAAUUCGUCCUCCCUACCAGUCCGCCAGCAGCCAAGAUAGAACUUUCGGAUCGGCAUUUCAGACUUGCUAG